GUCUCUCCAGGCAGUUCCACUAACGUUGGGAAGGUGCAAUGGGGGGGACAGCGGGGCUCGGGCCGGAGGUGGUGCGUCGCGAAGCGUGUUGUACGGGUGGGCCUGGUGGGUUAAUAUUUUUUUAUUAGCCAUCCGCAGACUCUCGCCGCGAAGCGGCAUAAACGGGGGGUCCGCCGGCGAUACACCCGCUGUCCCCCACUGCGCCUCCAAAAAGCCCGACCCGCGCCUCCGCGCCAAGCCACGCCAAGCCGGGUACCGGUAAUAUUUAGGAGGCUCCGAAUCGUGACGUCAGAGUCACGUGACCUAAACGUCGCUCCAGGGUCGCGCACGCGCCCGCUCUUCGGUGUACCGGUAGAGUUUACGACGCGCCGCCGGGCUAGCAGACGACGCAAACCCGCUCGCAGACGGUGCUCGUUUGGUGGUGGGCCGCGAAAAGCUCCGUAUAUAACUAGACCACGUAUUAUCUCGGUGUAGAUAUUUGCCGUUUUUGGGGACGCUGUUCUGAGGCUAUCGUAUUUGGUCGUGUGGGCGGGCCGACGUUGCGUGUGUGAGCGCGGUUCGGUUUUUGUGCGUGUUUGUUCUGGGUGCGUAUAGCCCCGGUGCGCGAAUGCCGUCGUUAGGGCCGUUGGUUCGACAGCGCUCUUCCAAGCAGGACGCCGCGGAGACUCGCUCGCCCUGAGUGACUUGUGGGUCGCGCGGACUCUUUGUGCCUGUUUCUAUUUGCAUCGAUUGAUCCGAGCGAGCCGACAACUCUCGCUGAGACGAAGCUGUGACGAGGCGACGCCAGGAAGGAUCCCUGUCGCAUUUGGCAAGCUUUCAACCCUUGUGGUUUCAAAACACAACGGAAAACAUUUACAAGUCACGGGAGCUGAACACGCUCCUGGGUGUACCUGUGACGGCCUCCGGCUAAAAUAUCUCCCUGGGAAGUGGGAAGGGCCAAACCAGUUGCUGUCAGUUGUGGCGAACAGAAGAAUAAACAGAAAACCUUUGAAACGAAGGUUAAGGAAAACCUGCCUCGUCACAAAAUCGCGACGCCACCAGAUCAUCUCAUCGAAACCCUAGAAGCACAGCACCAUGUCGUCCAUCUUCUCGAGCAGUCGACUGUCGGACGACCUGGGAGACCUGCGGAGUCGGCUCAACGACCAGUACUCCAGGUUGGACCGGGAGUACCGGUUCUAUGAGAACCGCUACCAGGACAUCCGCCGUCGUCUCUUCGACGGCAGUCCGCUCAAGCCUUCUGUGUGGACGUCCCUCACCAACGACUCCGAUAGGUUCUGCCUCCGGUUGGACGUCGGGCACUUCGAUGCGGACGACCUCGAGGUGAAGACUGUGGACAACUUCGUGAUCAUCCACGGCAAGCACGGCGACCGGACCGACGAGCUGGGCGUCAUCUCCAGGGAGUUCACCCGCAAGUGCACCUUGCCCAAGGACGUGCUUCCGGAGACCGUGAAGUGUUCUAUCACCUCGGACGGCUUCCUCAUUGUUGAGGCUCCCAAGAAGUCCGAAAGGCCGUCGGGUCACGAGAGGCUGGUUCCCAUCAAGGUCCUGGACACCAACGACGAAGCCACGUCGAAAACGGCCGCGACGUCAGCGACGUCCACGGUGACUUCCACGUCGACCGGCACAGAAGCGAGAGCGACUACGAGCUCGACGACCACGACAACCACGUCAAAGUCUAUCCUGAAGAACGGGAUGUCGUUAGGGUCGCCAGUCGGGAAAGGGGCAAUCAGUAAGGUGAAGUGAGCUAGAUGUAACCCUGAGGUUGUAACCUGAAAGCCAACUUUUGGAGGUGUAUGCCCCCUUUUUGAAGAUAUCCCGAUAUUCAAACUAGUACUAAGGCCCUGAAUAGACCUUUUUUUUCAAAAGUGAGCGCCAUCUAGUUGCUGGUGUGACAAUUAUCCGCGUCUGCCAUUGUUUGGGAACGCGUUCUGAGCAUGCAUUGGACACGAGGGUUGCGUCCGCGUUCGGAGAGCACUCGGAUCCAAUCACACGUUACGUGCCGCGAAAAAAAUGGUGACCGCCAAUGUUGCUUGAUGUGGUUUUGAAAAGGGUCUAUUAUGAGUCCAAACCAUGCGCUGUAUCUCCGCAUAAAAAAAAAAUCCAGCCUCUUCAACUUUCUUCUGCUGUUUCGGGUGAUAUGCAGGAAAGCGUUGAUCUGACCGUCCCCAAGUUCUUCAUACAUUGUUGUUUUAUUUUCGUUUUCGCUUGCUUUUUAAGUGAAAAUAGCGGGAAACGCACUUGUUGCAGAACCACCUGUUGACAAAAAAACUUUUGCAUGUUACAUGAUGGGGUGUCAUGUUAUCUACAUGUGGUUGUUGUCGGCUUAAACCCGAAAUGUUAAUGCAAUGUGCCAGUCAGCUGGAUCGGCAGGCAAGCGAUGCUUGAAAUCUUUCGAAAAGCUUAUAAAUGCACUAAAAAUUUUGAAAGGUGAGUUCAAAAUUUAUUUUUGGUUCUAUGACAAACAGUAUUGAUUAGUUCUCGGGCAAGAAGCCGCAAAUUCCAUUGCCUGCAAGUUUUUACGUCCAACUGGGCUUGAUAGUUCUGUUUUUGUUCACCAUUAUGAAAUCUUCCUAUCGGGGGCAUACUCCUCAAAGUUGUCUACUGCAAGGUACCAUUAAAUUAUAUCUCCUACUCAGAGCUUUAAAUAGUCUACCUAUAAUAUUUUCCCCACAGCAUAUGAAGUUCGAGACGGUCUGGUACGUCACAGGCUAGAGCUUAUUUACCAGUCAACACAUGGGCAUUACGUGUGGUGAGACCGUUGCUGUCAACAAGCCAAAGCUACCAUAGUUACCGUAUGAAUAAAAUGUAAGCAAUGAAUGUGUCCGAAAGUCUUCGCCAUAUUGGCACUCACCUAACCUGAAACUGCACAGUGGAAUAAAGGCACAAUCAGAUGUAAAGAAAUGAUACGUACGUCCCCAUCCCAAGGAGCACAAGCGCCAUGUAACAGAAAUGUCCUCGUCGCCCGUUUGGUGUGAUAAGUACAACGAUAAGGUAGACAUAUUUAAGGACUAAUUUUCCCAAAUGACAUUAUCUGUUUGCACCGAACGAAGUAAACAUUCAUUCACCAGCUCUGCGAAACAUAACAGUUUGUAUAAAAGGAACACAAACUGCCCACAUAUUUUUUUAACUUGCUUGAAAAUUUUAUCUUCUGUAAGGAUACAAAUCCCUCUAAGAUAAAAAAGAAAAAAAGAAAAGAAGAAUGAAAGAGGCGGACACGACACGACUUUGCGAGGAUGUCAAACUCUUGAUAGAGUAAAAGCGAGAAAGGGAGAGAGAGAGAGAGAAAAAGGUGAAGGGAGGUGAUCUACUUCUUCGGCUUUUAGGUAUCUUUGCUAAAUCAACCCCGCGUUUUAAGGCUGGUUAACAAACUUGUGUUCGACUGACACCGACUACGCUACUACCACUUGUGACCGCUUACAACGAGGGUAGACACUGGCACAAUCCACCCGGCAGCCCUGGAACCCUUUCGAUCUCGGUUUGACUAGCCUGAAAAUUUCGCAGUAUUUGCGAGACAAAUUAUACUCUUCGUUCCUAGAAAAUGGUCUUUCAUAGAAUUGUCAGAAUGCUUUCAAGCUCACGGUGAAAAACGAUGCGUACAAUAUCCGCAGACAGUAAGUUUCCCGGGGCUGCCCGAUAGCUAUAGCGCCAGUGUGGUAUGUCGUCGUGAGCCGUCACAAGGGAUCGUAGCGCACAUGAUGACAGUCAAACGCAAAUAUGUGAACCGGUCUUUGCAUUCUAGUCUCACGACGGAUGAGCUGUUUUGUGACACUCCGGCAACUUAUUACUGCGAAUGUUUGGCACGCUUCGGCCCCGCAAACUGCAGCCACUCUCGGCACCCUGGAAUUGCACGUGCAAUAAACCGUACAGGGGUGAUUUCCGUACCAAACUUGCUCGUUAAAACGUUUGACUUUUUGGUGCCUCUAGUUUUGUCGACAUGUUGCUGCCGUGUUCUGGCUUCGCUUCGUUUUGAAAGCGAUGACUUUAUGUGGAAACCCUCUACCGACCCUUUGUUGCCUGUGCUGGUCUGCUAUGUGACGUCGUCGUGGUGCCCCGUGACUUCGUAGUGUUACGUGACGUCACAUUGUAACGUGACACUACCGUGACACGUGGAGUCUUUGUUACACUGACACCACGUGGCAUUAUGAUGUCAUCGUGAAGCGACGUCUCACUUUUUCUGUUAAAUUUAGGGGAGAAAUGUAUGCGCUAAAAUAUGAUAGAAAGUGCUGCUCGGUUAAAAGCAAAACAACAAGUGCUAUCGCUCCUUCGUCGCAUUUGAUGCAUAUCUAAACAAAGUUAUUUUUUAAAGAUGCGAUGGUUGUGAAAGUUCUUACCCUAAUGCUUAUUUUUACGUUGACGCGUCAUUUUCUUUUUCUGUUUUCUAGAAAGGGGAAGGGCGUGUCCUAUUAUUGGAAUAAAAAUAUCCUUCGCUUCGCGAUGUUUUUGGCAGAGUGAGCCUGUUGUCUAUCGAAUUUUAGUUCUCGGUGUAAACAGUGAACGCGUGACAUGCACUGAUGUAAAUGAUGUCGCAAACGUAUUAAACCGGAUAUAUCUUCGAAAUUU
Molecule: messenger RNA, 4560 nt
Organism: Ixodes scapularis (black-legged tick)
Lineage: Eukaryota; Metazoa; Arthropoda; Arachnida; Ixodida; Ixodidae
Product: alpha-crystallin A chain
Exons: 3
Coding region: 1075-1743 (222 amino acids)
Biological process (GO): response to heat; protein refolding
Molecular function (GO): protein folding chaperone
Source: RefSeq, a predicted model, not a curated record